GUAUGGGCGAUGUCGAGCACGGCAAGAUCUACGACUUUUGCAUUACAAAUCUGGUGUGCUUUGCUUACAAGCCUUACAAGUCUUACAAGUCUGUGCAAAGACUUGCAAGACUUGUAAGCAAAGCACACCAGAUUUGUAAUGCAAAAGUGCAUGAAAUCCCGGCAACAUUGCAUCAGGCCUUUAGCAUUGGUUUGCCCAGAGAUCGGCAGCCAAGUCUUUCGUGCGGCGCCCGAUCUAAGUGCAGGUUUCUGCGGGCCGUGCAAAGUUGGAGGCCCUGGUGA
This is a messenger RNA of Symbiodinium sp. CCMP2456, 281 nucleotides long. The record is from the annotation of a GenBank genome assembly. Lineage: Eukaryota; Dinophyceae; Suessiales; Symbiodiniaceae.